AUUCUCUUUCUUCCUCCUUGUGCUCUCAUCUUUUUGGUUAUUUUUUAUAUGCCCUCAUUUUAUCCUUAUUUUUUCACCGUGUAAUAUAAGUUUCAGAACUGGUAUGGGAUUUCCUUGAUCUUUCUGGAUCUUUUCUUUAACAUCUUCUGCUUUUGAGAAUCAGAAUUUCUUGGGGUUUUCUUGAAAUUUCUUACAGUUUUUAAUUUAUUACUUUCUUUUUCUGGUUUUUUGUUGUCUUCUUCAGCUACUGGAAGUACUAGAGUUCAAAUACUGAGGGCUUUUUGUGAUUUCAUGAGCCUUAGCGUGUUUCUUGACGGACUUUUUUUGGGUCUUUUCCUCAAAUCUUGUUUAUGCGUUUAAACUACUUUGCUGUUUUCAUGUCUACUGUUUACAGACUGUCACUGACCUAAGAUUUUAUUUUGGACCUGGGUUUCGUCUCUCUUAGAUCUUUCUCUAUAAUGUAAAAUCUUUCACCAUACUUCAAAUUUUGAGCUCAUUUUAAUAUUUCCUUUGUCUUAUCUUUUCGAUUCAUCUCAUCUUGCCGUGAUAUCAUCUCGAUUUACCUUCUUUGAUCUUGGUGUUUGAAGUGCGUAACUUCUUGGUUGUUUCCAUCUUGAAAAUAUUCAAGAAUCUAUGUACUUUUUCUUGAUUUGCUCACAUAAAAUAACGUUUCAUGAGAUUGAUGGAUAGAUGAAGAAAUGGAUAUUUAGUUUUUUCUUGUGACUGUUUGUUGGGCAGCAAAAGAAAAGAAAAAAGGUACCAGCAGAUGUUAUCCAUUGAAAGCCCUCCACCAAGUCCACCAUGUUCUUGUGAAAUUUCCCAGCUGAAAAGUAGUAGUAGUGAUACUAGGGAUGAAAAGGAUUCUGAUAAUAGUCAGCAGCUUCAGUUAGAUCUUCUCAAGUCAGGCUUUGAUUACAACACCACCAAAUUCUCGUUAAGGGACUAUGUUUUCAAUACUCGGAGCAAGGAUAUCCAGACUAAUUGGCCAUUUUCUCAGGAAAAUUUGAAACUUUGUUUAAAACAUGGUGUUAAAGAUUUAUUGCCACCUUUUCAAUCGCUUGAUUCCGUGAAAAAUCCAUCAAUUGAGAAAUGUUCUUUAGGAAUUUCAAUUGACAAAGAAAAUAUAAGCAGUUAUGAUGAGAAGCUUAACCAGUCGAGCGAUCAUCUCGUGUCUGUAUCUUCUUGCAAUGUUGGAGGUGACAAUGAGCUAGUUGUGGAUUGUGAGAACAUAAAUUCAAGUGGAUCUGAAGAAAAAGAAUUUUCAUCAACGACCGCAAGUCUGUCUUGUUCUGAAAUAGAUUCAGUUCUCGCGAUAAAGAAGCCGUGUUUGGAAAUAGUAGCUGGUAAUUUGUCAGGAUCUGUAGUGACGAAGCCUGAGUCUACAGCUUUGGCAUCCAACAAGAUCAUAAGCUCAACUCAAAGUCCGGUUAAGAAGUGUAGAUUACUUGUGAAAUUGAGCAACAUUGUUGACCUGAGGUCUAACGAAGACCCUGUCCUGAACAGUUCAGUGGCAUUAGGAACUAUGGCUUCAAAAGUGUGCCCAGUAUGCAAGAAAUUUUCAUCUUCUUCGAACACAACUUUAAAUGCCCAUAUUGAUCAGUGUCUUUCUGGGGAGUCGACAAUUAAGGGGACAUCAAAUUCUAAGGUUACUAAGCAUAGAAUAAAACCAAGGAAGAUAAGAUUGAUGGUGGAUAUUUAUGAGACAGCUCCAUAUUGUACACUUGAGGAGCUUGAUAGGAGAAACGGAACCAACUGGGCAUUAAAUUUGGGCUUUCCAGCUCAAAAUAUUGAGCCACGUGCAGAAGAGAGGAACAAAACACCGUCUCCUGUUAAUUGUGAGGACACAAAUAAGGAAAGUGCAGUCUAUAUUGACACCAAUGGCACAAAGCUUAGGAUUUUAUCGAAGUUCAAUGAUCUGCAGACAUUCUCCAGUACGAAUGAUGAUUUUGAAUCUAUGAAACUUGUUAAAAGAGACAAAGGAAGUAAAAUUCUCUUGAGUAAGAAGCAGAAAAACAAUAUUGUCCAGAAACACCAUAAGCUACUGAAACAUGUUCCCCAUGAUCAAAAGAGUUUCUUUCGCAGGCCGGAUCAUAGUUCCAAUAUUAAUGAUGGUGGGAAAAGGAAGUUUCUCACUGAAAAUUGCUUCGGGAAAGAGGGAUGCGUGACACAGCUACCCAAAACACAUGAUCUGAUAAAAUUCAAUCAUUUGGGAAGAAUAAAACAAUGGGUAGGCUCCAAGCGCAGUGAUCUCACAAAGAAGAUAAAUGGUAAGGAUGAAAAUCAACAGUCGGACAAAAGCGUCAAAAAGAACUUGAGAGCCAAAAGUCAUCAGUCAUCAACAGAUAAUCGAUUCACGAAGCGAAGUAGUCUUUUGAAUUCUCAGGCCUUGCCUGAUGAGAACCAACUUUCUCCUGAAAGCAGCAAAAGAAAAGAGAAUUUAUCUUGUGAUUCUAUUGAAGAAUACGGGGAACGUUCUUUGAGAAAGAGGGUAAGCUGUUCGUCAUUGGAGCCUAAAGACUUCCAUUAUAAGAAGAAUUAUCUCGCGUUAUCUAAGGACAAUGUGAAACAGUUGAGAAAAGGUGGCCUCUCAGUUGAUUGUAAUAUGGAUUUGCCAAAUAGUAUCGAAUAUCAUGCACCUUCUCGAAGUAAAAAGAGGGCGAACAUUGACAUUAGUCCAGCCAAACAUGCCUAUAGUACUUUUAUGAACCCAAAACCAUCUGGAAGUAAAAUGUUUACAUCUUUGGCGGAGCAUAUGUUGUCGGUCAGCGGAACAUCCAUUUUUGGAUCGGAAACAAAAAUGAAAAGAAAAUUGCUAGACAUCAAGAAGCUUCAGCUGCGCUACAUGUCAGGAUCUGAUGAAGAGGCAGUUGCAUCACAAUUUGCAAUUGACCCACAACAUGAUUUGGUAGAGAAACUUAGUGAAAGUGCAGAUCAAAUGAAAGAGAUUUCUGAUAAGAAAUAUGUUGAAAGAACAAGGUCUUUGAAAAUCCAAAAGAAGAGAAGGGAAUUUAUGAUCUCCAGGAAAGAGGAAGCCAUGGCUUUGAGGAGCUCACUGCCAUCACCUGAAUCUUAUGGUCAUGAUGCUGUGGAAUCUGUUGGAAAAGAGGUUACAAUUCUGGAGCAUGUUGUCAGCCAACCAGCUUCAGAAAUGGCGAAUGGGGAGCUCUCUAUGGUUCUUAGCAAUUCUAUGGAUCCUAGGGUCUUGGAGGAUGCUGACCCUGAUGGUCAACUUGUCUCGCAACACUAUAUUGAAGCAUACAAGGAAUAUUAUCCGGCUGAGCUAGUAUUUGAUGGUGAACAUAAGAUGUUUUGUGCAGAUGGUCACAUGGUGGCAGAAUUUGACAUUGAUGAAGGGCAAGAAAAAUACUUUGUCGGUGUCGAUCCGAUAGCUAUUCCUGGACCACCAGGAUCCUUUUUGCCAAGUCCUGGGCGUAUGGGCUCUGAAGAUCUACAAGGAAAUUCAUCAUUAACAACCUGCAGGGUUCAAUCUCCGGAAGAUGAUUGUGAAUUAGUUGAUAGGGGUUGUUCAUAUUCUCCUACUUCUGCUACAUCAACAAUCUCUAAUUCCGUUGAUGCAAAAUCUGAUUCCAUAUCCUUGGAAAAAUUGCCUGCUAGAUCUCUAGAAGGAAACGAGAUUAAAUGUGGCUUCUCAGGAGCUAGCAUCGAACCUAUUGUGGGAAUGUCCACCCCUGUUGAGCCUACAGCAAGUGCAGGAGAAGGAAACCUCAACCUGGAUGUCUCCAAGGUUGACUCGAUGUUUCCUGAAAUGGGUUCUCUCAAAUUCAAGACUGGUCAGCCAUGUUGUUGCUCUAGGAAGGAAGGAACCUCACAAGUUGUUGCUUUGAAUUAUCAAGACUCGGAACUUUGGCAACGGACUCUGGCGUCACUCUCACUUCCUGCCGAUAAAAAUCAGAUGACUGCUGAUCCGAAGAGAAAAUUUGACAGUUCUAACUUCAGGUCAGAAAUGAUCUAUAUGAGAGAGUUGAGUCCAAUAGCUGAAGCAAGUGUUGCAAAGUCACCAACAGGGUAUAUUCCUAAGAGAGUUUUGAUUGAUUCUGAGGUUAAGUUCUCUAGUCAUGGUGAUUUUGAAUCUGCUACUCCAGCUACUUCUAAUCCUAUUCUCAGACUGAUGGGGAAAAACUUAAUGGUGGUAAAGAAAGACGAAGAUGUUACGGCCCAGUCAAGUAUCACAAAUGACCAUGCAAAGCAGCAGUUUUGUGCUGAUAAUGGCGUCUCUCCUGAAAAGUUUCAAAAGGAGGAUCAUUCCUUUCAUCAUGUGGUUCCAAAAGAUCCCCUCCUCUUUGACUAUGCUCAAAAUCAUACCUUGUCACGACACUUUGAUGUUGGAUCAUCAAGUGGUUUCAAAAUUCAUAGUAGUGUUAGUACACCACAGUUGUCCCCUCAUCCACCACAAGUCCAAUUUCCAUGUAAAAGUUUUGGUGGGAGUUUCAGAUCCUCCUCGGAGUGCCAUGAAUACAUAGGAAUCGGCAACUUGUCCACUGAACAACAAGGAUCCAAGAACAGACUGGGUGUUCCGAUAACAUCUGAUACUGAUAAAGUUCGAAUUCCAUCUGGCUAUAAUAUUAGUAUGCCUAUUAGCAACUCUGAUUCAGACAUUAUAACUACACAUGUCAAGAAAAUAUGAAGGGUAGGGAAUCAACAGUUGGAAUUUCAGCAUCAAUGAACGUAGGCUAUGACUCAAGACGUGAACCCUUUGUAUAGUGAUCAAUCACGGGGGUAUUCUAUCUGUAGUGCAUCACCAAUGGUUCUUAAUGCAAGUUUUCAGGUGCCACACCCUAAGGGAAUAAAAGCCAGUCCUGUUAACUGGAAUUGUACUCCAGAGCAGUCAAGUGUGCUGUAUCCGAGUUCUUUAACAGCUCCGUCAUCCUCCACAUGUCACCUGAAAUCUGAAUUGUAAUAUUCUCCACAUUUAUCAUGAUAGACAACCUAUACUUGGCUGAGUCUUUCAUCACCUGGAAAGUGUCAGUUUCGCAUUGAAGGUUUGAGCCAAAUAUCUCAAUUUUCCUUGCUAACUGACUUUCAAAAUGUUUGACGAUUGUGGCCGACUCAACGACAACAAAAACUUGCAGUUUGUUGAAGGCCAACCAUCAAAGGUUGAGCAGAUGAGUUUUAUGUAGUGUUACUUUUUCUGUUUAAAUUGCUGAAAACUUGGUAGAUUCAAAGGAGUUUUGAUCCUGGAGGCUGAUGAAUAUGAAAUCUUUGUAUAACAAGUUAUCCAGAGGCCUUUUAUAGUUCUUUUCAUUUCCCCUAAUUUUAUGAACCCCCUUCUUGUUGGGAUUGAUGGAA
Olea europaea var. sylvestris is the source of this 5307-nucleotide messenger RNA. RefSeq lists its product as uncharacterized. The record is from RefSeq and is a predicted model, not a curated record. The transcript has 4 exons. Bases 767 to 4645 code for a protein of 1292 amino acids. Lineage: Eukaryota; Viridiplantae; Streptophyta; Magnoliopsida; Lamiales; Oleaceae.